This is a messenger RNA of Anopheles cruzii, 1119 nucleotides long. Its product is annotated as M-phase inducer phosphatase-like. NCBI's taxonomy places the organism in Eukaryota, Metazoa, Arthropoda, Insecta, Diptera, Culicidae. The coding region runs from base 1 to 1119 and encodes 372 amino acids. Gene Ontology annotation, cellular component: cytoplasm; nucleus. Gene Ontology annotation, biological process: G2/M transition of mitotic cell cycle; protein dephosphorylation; positive regulation of G2/MI transition of meiotic cell cycle. Gene Ontology annotation, molecular function: protein tyrosine phosphatase activity. The transcript has a single exon. The record is from RefSeq and is a predicted model, not a curated record.
AUGCAGCACCUGUGCACCAACCUGCUCCGGCCGGUGAACGACGACGGCGGCGGCCAGAAGAGUCAGCGCCCAACCCAGCAAAGCCCUCCAGAGUUAGAGCCCAACCCAGCAAAGCCGGUUGCACUGGUGAGCGUCGUGCUGUUGCCGCCGAGAAGCACCAUUCCGGACAAUCACCGUCUGCCGUUCGGCACCAUCGGUGGUGGCCGUGGUGGCCAGAGCCUAGCGACGCUGACUAUAGUACGUCCGCUGGUGCGGCGCCGCCUAAGCUUCCUCACCGAAGACGCGAACGGUCUCGAACCGGGCUCGUCGAGAACCGUCGAAGCCUCUGCUCGCUGCUUCCGGCGUCCAGAAUCGUCCGACAACGGUACGGUGCAAAACAAGCGGGGUAAGCUGAUCGAACGUUCACCGACGAAGCCCGAUACUAUCGCCAUGAUUCCGGAGCAAACCCUCCACCAGGAGCCGCUACCGACGAACGAUGAGCGGAUCAUGAGCGCCGUGUCGCGAUCCGACACCGAACCGGACCUGAUUGGCGAUUGUACAGUACCCUACAUCCUGCCCAUGGUGAACGGACGGCACCAGGACUUGAAGUACAUUUCCGACGAAACGAUGGCCCGGCUACUGCACGGCGAGUUCGGACAGCAGGUGGCAAGCUACGAAAUCAUCGACUGCCGCUUCCCGUACGAGUUCGACGGUGGCCACAUACGUGGGGCAAAAAAUCUCUACACUCGGGAGCAGAUAACCAAGCAGCUCCUGGACCAACGCAAACCGGAGCAGCCAGCGACGAUCGGCGAGCCACACGGUCAGGGCAGUGGGGGUGCCACGCGGCGUCACAUCCUCGUCUUCCACUGCGAGUUCUCCGUCCAGCGGGGUCCCACGUUGUCGCGCUUUCUGCGCAAUCACGAUCGCAACCUGAACAUUGAUCGGUAUCCCGUGCUGCACUACCCCGAGGUCUACCUGCUGCACGGAGGUUACAAGAAGUUCUUCACAUCGUACUCCUCGCUCUGCGAUCCGAUCACCUACCGGCCUAUGCGCGAUGGCGAAUACGCCAACCGGUAUCGUUACUUCCGAGCUAUACUCUAUAGCGAAACCUUGAAAUUACGGUCGCAGCUCAUGCGUUGA